UUAAGAAUGGCCUAUUUGUUGCCUAUCGCCAUAUGUUUGGCCUUAUGCUUAGCUGGUUUCUCACUCUACCGUUACGGCAACAUACCAAGGCAGCAUAUUAUUGUAACACUAUCCGUUCUGACGGCAUGGUGUUUUUCAUUUUUAAUUGUCUUUACCAUACCACUGGAUGUAACAUCGACUCUUUAUCGCCAGUGCUUGCAAGAACAUAAUAAAACUUCUAUAACUAUAUCACCAUUGUCGGCGGCAUCUUCAUUAAACAAAUCAAAUGAAUCUUCAGAUGUUGUCAGUUCACUGCACCUACAUUCCGAAUGUCAACAACCUUGGGGUAUGAUACCAGAGGCUGUUUUUCCCAAUUUAUGGCGUAUUAUUUAUUGGACUUCGCAGUUUCUAACAUGGUUGAUAAUGCCUCUAAUGCAGUCAUAUCUCAAAGCUGGCGACUUUACCAUCAAGGGCAAAUUGAAGUCUGCCUUGAUUGAGAACGCUAUUUAUUAUGGAUCUUAUUUAUUUAUUUGUGGCAUUUUACUAAUUUAUAUAGCGGCUAAAGGUGUUUCUUUGGAUUGGCAAAAAUUAAAAGCCAUUGCAUCUUCGGCAUCAAAUACCUGGGGUCUAUUUUUGCUUGUGCUGUUGUUGGGAUAUGCCCUUGUUGAAGUUCCACGAUCCUUAUGGAAUAAUGCCAAACCAGGUUUUACCCUACAAUAUGCCUACUUCAAGGCAGCCAAACUAAGUGCUGAUAAAGCAGAGGCUGAAGAAAAUGUGGAUGAUGUUUUAGAGUCUCUGCAAGGCAUCAGUCGGUCGGUGCCUAACAAUCAUGAGUUGCGACCAUGUGUGGAAACAAUUUUACGUAAAGUACCCAUUGAGUUGCAGGAGAGAGCGGCACGUAACUAUUCCAGAGGUGGCAAUGGCGGUGGUACAUCUACAAUAGUACCAUCAGAAAAGGCAUUAGUUCGUAUACACAGGCAAGUAAUUAAAUCACUGCAAACUCUACAGCGUACCGAGGCUCUGUGGAGUGUGCAGGUGGAAACAGUAUUCCAAUUGGAAGAUGUUGCAAAGAACAUGCAUUCGGUGGAACGAAGAUUUAAAUCCGAGUUUCCGCAGCCCAAAUCUCAAACGGCUAGAUUUUUUUAUUCACCUACCCUACAUUGGUAUUGGUCGUGUUUGAUAAGAGCUCCGGUUUUAAAGGCUCUAUGUGUUGUGACGGCUUUUAUGUCCGGCAUGGUGGUGUGGAGUGAAUUGACAUUUUUCCAACGCAGUCCGGUGCUUUCGAUAUUUGCCAAUGUCAUUAUUGUAGCAAAACAUAGUUAUGAUUUCUUUACCAUCGAAGUUUUUUCCAUGAUAGUCUUGUGCUAUCUCUUCUACUGCACCUAUUCAACCAUAUUGCGUAUACGAUUUUUAAAUCUCUACUAUCUGGCGCCGCAUCAUCAAACAAAUGAACACAGUUUAAUAUUUAGCGGUAUGUUGUUGUGUCGCCUCACGCCACCCAUGUGCCUAAACUUUCUAGGUCUUAUACACAUGGAUUCGCAUAUUAUAAAAGAACGUAUAAUGGAAACAUACUACACCCGUAUAAUGGGUCAUAUGGAUGUAAUUGGCAUUAUUUCGAAUGGGUUUAAUAUUUAUUUUCCGAUGUGCAUGUUGGCCUUUUGCUUGGCCACAUGGUUCAGUUUGGGUUCUCGGGCUUUGAAUGCAUUGGGAUUCCAGCAGUUCUUGCAAAAUGAGACAAUAGCCACUGAAUUGGUACAAGAGGGAAAAGACCUAAUCGCUCGUGAGAGAAGGCGGCGGCAGAGAGCCGAAGAAGCCUUGAAUCGCAGAAGAGAAUUUCCCAGAAGUGAUGCCAUGUCAACAAAUGAUUACAUAAAUAAGUAUCGUAAUUUAAGUUCACAUAAUGGACAAAGUACUUCAGCAACAACAGCAACACAACGUCCUGCAACGCAUAUACCAUCAGAUGAUUUGAUACGUCAUGGAGACAAUUUACACUAUGACACUCUGCCACGUUCGCUGUCCGACGAAAUUAAUGAACGUUUCGGUGUCAGUACACAAGCUCAAGUUGCCUUCAAGGGUUCCUCGACUGCAAACCAUUAUCGCCUGGAAUUUGAUGAUGAAGAGGAAACUUCAAAUCGUAUUGAACCACCGCGUGGUUUAUUUGAUGAUGUAUAAUAAAUUUUGGGCGACAAUGUCAUAUUGUGGAAAACCGUAUAAUUUGGCUCUCUGUAUCAUCCUAAUUAAAGAUGUAUUUAUUGGUCAGUCACAAAUUUACGUAAACUAGUUUAUAAUAGUUAUAAAAAUCGAUUUAAUAUAAACUAAUAUCUAAACUCACGCUAAUUACACUCUACAAUACACUACUGCACUGUUGUAAUCGGCCUUACAUACAAUUUGGGAGUUUUUGUGAUUGCUGCUGUGGCUUACUACAUAUUAUUGUUUUCUCAUUACUUAAGAUGUUUUUUAUUAUAAUUUGCUUAAAAAUGUAAGUAUUGUUUUAAUUUUUAUUUUGUUAUUAUUUCUUAUUUUAUUUUGUGUUUUUUAUUUUGCCAUAAUUUGCACAUUUUAAACGUAAUUUAUAUAUAGAGAAUAGUUUAUUUAUAAAAUGAAAAUAUAUUUUUUUCUGUAUAUUAAAUGUAUGUGCAAAAAUUUUUAAAUAAAAAAACAUCUAAAACACAGA
Messenger RNA from Calliphora vicina (urban bluebottle blowfly), 2653 nucleotides. RefSeq names its product LMBR1 domain-containing protein 2 homolog. Gene Ontology annotation, cellular component: membrane. The transcript is spliced from 3 exons. Lineage: Eukaryota; Metazoa; Arthropoda; Insecta; Diptera; Calliphoridae. The record is from RefSeq and is a predicted model, not a curated record. The coding region runs from base 7 to 2151 and encodes 714 amino acids.